AUGUUUCAAAUCACAUUCAACUUCUCUUCCUCGCUUACAGCGUCGAAUUCAGCGUCGUCUUUGAUGUCGCUCGAUGUUCCAGGCGGCUGGAAAUCGAGUUAUGAAGGGAAAAAGGCUCCCCCAAAGCCCACUCUUUCCCCCCAGACUGAACCUUCGAAGUCUGCAGAGAUCGAAUCGACCUCUGCGACAAUUCCCAUGGACUCGACACUGGUGCCAAACUCAUCGUCAUCCCCUGCAUUGGCACCCAGUGUUGUGCCCGACACCGUUCAAGACCCUACUCCGAUAUCACCACAAACAAUUCCGCCUUCACAACCGGAAACAACAACAAGUCCUGCAUCAACUUGUGCUCGUCGUAUCGGAAGAUCCCCAUUGGCUAACGUGCUUGAAAUCUCGGCCUUGCUGUCCGUGGAUUCGGAACCUUCUCCGCUUCCAACACCUGCCGCUCAGCCCCAGCCGUCUUUCGCUGUCGACUCUUCCGACAAUAGCACCCAAGCUUCCCGACCCAGCACCAAAGGCGGUAUAUAUGGCCCUCGUCGUGGCCCCACCGCUCGUCCGACAUUGGAUUCUCAAAUAACAACAACUGAGCCAACAUCAACUGUUUCUUCCAUCGCCGCUGGCGAAUCGGAUGGCGCCGAUAGUACCGAAUCGGCAUCAAGCCUGUCUCUUAUUCCGAGCAGGAAGACCGGGAUAUAUGGCGAUCGUCGUGGGCCGGGUUCACAACCAGUCUCAGGACUGCCGGCUUCUCAAGAUUCAUCAACUUCAGAAACGAUUGCUCCUGCUUCCCCUGACAGCACAUCCGACGCGGAUCCCGCUCCUCGUGGCCGCUCGAUGAGUGUUGCGCUGUCGCGUUCGGUCCCUGCUCCUUCUCCAGAAGAGCCGUCUUCGCCCUCGGCCCUUGCACCGACCCCCCGAGAAGGCCGAACCCGCACUCGUGUCGCGAGCGUCCGCGCAAGGCCGCAAGGGCGCGACCUGUCAUUUGGCGGUGUUAUCCCACGUUCCCGACAGUCCUCCGCGCUCCGGAUCACGGUCACGCUCCGUGUGGCGCUGUUUGCCGAGCGGGCUGCGAGAGAGCGACAGGCGGAGCAGGAGCGGAUAGAGAUGGAGCGGAGGGAGCUUUAUGCGGGUGUGCGGCUGGAGCGCAUGGCGGCGCAGGUCCAGCAGGUAAAACGUAGAUAUAAGAACAAGCUUGGAGUGUUGAAGGGGUGGGCGCCGAGCGGAGGACAGGAGACUGAGUGGGUGCUUGUAUGA
Mycena indigotica is the source of this 1248-nucleotide messenger RNA. RefSeq lists its product as uncharacterized. The coding region runs from base 1 to 1248 and encodes 415 amino acids. The transcript has 11 exons. The record is from RefSeq and is a predicted model, not a curated record. Lineage: Eukaryota; Fungi; Basidiomycota; Agaricomycetes; Agaricales; Mycenaceae.